AUAAUUCUUCAAUGGGCUUGGUUUGAUUAUUUGCAAUUCCUAAUUGUUCCAUCUCUUUGUAAUAUAUGUUAUUGGUAAAACUGCACCAUAUUGAUUUUUUUUAAGAACUUUUUACAAGUGAUUAAAUUAUUUAACAAAAAAAAUCUAGGCAAUUUGAACAUGAUUUCAGAAUUUUUUUUUUUUAGAAGUGCUAUAAUUUUUUUUUUAAAAGUUAUAAGUUUUUUUAAAAAUAAAAUAUUACAAAACCCGGAUUGAAUCCAGUUAUAACCCGGAUCCGGUUUUUAUCACAAAAAAAGAAAUAAACAAUCCGGAUAUCCGGUAAUCCGCCCGGAUGGAAUCCGGAUUCAAUUCGGGCGGAUAACUGCCCCUUUUUUGAAAUAUGGAUCCGGAUCCGGUUAUGGCCGGAUAUCCGGAUCCAGAUCCGGAUGAACACUCCUAAGUCUAACCAUUCUUUUCAAAAGGAGUGGGCAAACCUUAAUUAUCCUAAAGCUGAAAAUAUUCUUUUUUUCGCAUAAAAUAUUUGUAUAGGUAACAUAUAGGUAAGAGUAACUGAGGCUUUGUUUGUUUUUACAAAUCAUCUCAUCUAAUUAUUAUAAUUUUUUUAAACUUUCAAAUAAAAUAAAAAAAUCAAUUCAAUUUUUUAAAAUUUUAAAUAAAAAUUAUAUUUUAAUAAUAUUUUAUUCAACUUUAAUUUCAUUUUAUAUAUGUACAGUGUAACCAAACCAUGCAAGAGAGAAUAAAAUAAUAUAUGGCAAUGACGUCGUUUUUGUGGGAGUGUGUGUCUCUUUAACCGUUGAGUAAUCUACGCCCGAGACCGCAUAUUCAGAAAACUCAAAACCCUAGCUAACCCCCAAUCUAAACCCUCUCUCUCUCUCUCUCUCUCUCUCUCUCUCUCUCUCUCUCUCUCUCUCUCUCUCGACACAGCCUUUUCUCUGCAGAUUUCUCCCUAAAAAAUUCUGCUACUUUCUUGGAGAUACUUGAGCAGACCAAAGUUACCAAAGUCUCUUACCCGCCAACUGAAUCAAGCUUAGCUCCAAUUACUGAACUAUGAACCAAAAAAGAAUGUCAACUGAACAGAGAGGAGAAGAAGAUCAGCAAGCCACAGGUGCCCCAGUUCAAGCUUGGAGCUCAAUGAUGGAACAGUACCGAAGGAUCAAAGAAAAUGCAGAAACUUACCCUUAUGUUUGGGCUUCAUAUAUUCUUGUAUACGGUGGUUUUGGCCUAUGGUUUACCUACAGAUGGAGGAAGCUUCGCAGGACUGAAGAUAGGGUACGGGUACUACAAGAAAGACUGCGCAAGCUCGUUGAAACUGAGGAGUCUACAAAAUCUGCUGCAUCAGUUGAAAAGGCUCCACCACCAUCUGCCAAUAAGCCCCCGAGAUAGUUGGGUUUGCUGCUAAUUUAUUUUAGCCUCUUCUGCACAUUCACUAGUCUCAAGUAUGGAAACAGAUUGCUUUUGCUUCCUCAAAUUAAAUUUGAGAAUUGAAGAAAUCAUAAUGAUGAUGAUGUAUUCAAGAACUUGUUAGAAAUUAAGAAGAGAAUUCCCUCUUUCUUACUUUGGUCAA
Carya illinoinensis is the source of this 1564-nucleotide messenger RNA. RefSeq lists its product as uncharacterized. The transcript is spliced from 3 exons. The coding region runs from base 1048 to 1383 and encodes 111 amino acids. Lineage: Eukaryota; Viridiplantae; Streptophyta; Magnoliopsida; Fagales; Juglandaceae. The record is from RefSeq and is a predicted model, not a curated record.